Oryzias melastigma (Indian medaka) is the source of this 2464-nucleotide messenger RNA. RefSeq names its product homeobox protein Mohawk. Bases 471 to 1430 code for a protein of 319 amino acids. Gene Ontology annotation, cellular component: nucleus. The transcript is spliced from 5 exons. The record is from RefSeq and is a predicted model, not a curated record. Gene Ontology annotation, biological process: cell development; muscle organ development; regulation of transcription by RNA polymerase II. NCBI's taxonomy places the organism in Eukaryota, Metazoa, Chordata, Actinopteri, Beloniformes, Adrianichthyidae. Gene Ontology annotation, molecular function: DNA-binding transcription factor activity, RNA polymerase II-specific; RNA polymerase II cis-regulatory region sequence-specific DNA binding.
UCUCCAGACCCCUCUGAUUUCAAACAAAGAUAAUUACUUGCAGACUUUAUUUUUAGUCGUUCCUCAAAAUCCACAAGAACCGUGCACCUCACCUAAAAAAAAUAUGAAGGCAAACCGAUCUGCUUCAGAGCAGAACUCCUAGUAGUAAAUCUAAUAACUUGGUUUACUUGUAAGUGCAAUAAUUUUCAUUUACUGGGAGGGCUGCUGCUCUUCAAGGUUUCCUUGCAGAGGCUUCCUAAGAAGGGAUUGGACAGCGGAGCGGCCAAUGGGCUGCAGCACAGCAGGUUAUUUGAACUGUCCUCGAUAAGCCCAGCUAAACCAGACAGCAUCAUCCGACUUUUCAAACCAAAUUCUUCAGCAGGAGUCGGUCAUCAGCUGUAACCAAAGACGUCUGAGGCUUUUAGCUCUUUAACGUCACACUUUUCAAGCAUGGGAUUUUACCGUUUCUUCAUCGAUCUGGGAGUCCACUGAUGCACCUGUCCAUCAAGGGUUUUCUAAAAAGAAAAAAAAUGGAGAAAGUUGCAGCAAUGAAGUCUGACGCUCCACUCUGUUUGGAUGAUGGUGAGAGGAGCAGGCAGACGUGUGGAGACCUACCUCAGAUGACUUUAGCAGACGGGGAGAGCGCGGAUCUGCUGCAAUGCCAGGAGGACAGCGUAAACAGCUCUGCUCUGAAGUACAGAAGAUACGGGUCUAGCCUGAGUGGUGUCAAAGUUCGGCACAAAAGACAGGUGCUCCAGAACAUGGCCCGUCCCCUGAAACAUUGGCUUUACAAGCACAGAGACAACCCCUACCCGACAAAGACCGAGAAAGUCCUAUUGGCUUUGGGUUCUCAUAUGACUCUGGUGCAGGUUUCCAACUGGUUUGCUAAUGCCAGGCGACGGCUGAAGAACACUGUGAGGCAGCCUGACCUGAGCUGGGCCCUAAGGAUCAAACUGUACAACAAAUACAUCCAGGGCAACGCCGAGAGGCUGAGCGUGUGCAGCGACGACACCCACACAGAUGACGAGGACUGUGCCCUGCAGUCUCCUAUCAGCCAGUCAAACUUCAGCAGGAAGCCUUCCCACAAAAGCAACGUUCUUGCCAUCGCCGACUGCUCCAACAUUGACGACAGCAUGUCUCCGCCGUCCAAGUACAAGAGCAGCUUGUUGAAUCGCUACCUGAACGACAGCCUACGGCACAUGAUAGCGGCGAAGGCGGAGGGAAUCUCAUCAGCCCGGAAAAUCCGGAGCCACUCUGCGUCCUAUGACUGUGAUCAAGAUGUUGUCUCUCCAGCUUCCUCCUCCGAAACAGAGGCCAACUUUGUCUACCACAUGGAUGCAAUGGAUUGGACUUUGACUGAACGUGACAGGCAAGUGCAACUCUUCUUUGUUCUGUGUCUGGUGUCAACUUCUUCUGGAGGUGAAUCUCUACAAAUCAUUGUAAUCAUGUGACAGAAUCCACCAGCAGGACCGAGGCAAACCAGGUCGGGACUGCCAAGGCUGGAAGGAGAUCCGUGCCGCCGUGGCUCUUACCAGCUUGGCUCAGGGGCAGAGCGGCGCUCCGAUGCCAGGUGCCUCCAGCUCAGAAGCAUGGAGGAGCGCCGUCCGGACCAGGGUGUGCAGUACCGGAGCUGCAUCUGCUCUGCAGCAGACAGAGGGGACCACUCUCACCAGCCGCAUCAUCCAGAAAUCCUCUCAUAUCUCAGAGGUGCAGACUGUCAAAGUUUCCAGCUGUGGGUAGACACCGAAUGUGUUUUUAAUGCUGACAAACGUAUUCCAUCAUUAUAGUGUCAAAUCUAAACACUAACCUAAAGUUUUUUUUUUGUUUUUUUUUUUUGUAAUCAAUGUUGCUCUGUGGCAUUAAGUUAUAUUACCUCUUUAAGAGACUGGAUCCUCAUCCAAUGACAAAGCAGUUAUUUGAAUAAAACCAGUGUCAAAUGUUCUGUUCAGCUUCUGUUUUAAAUCAUUACUGUGACCAAGACCGCACACUUACAUUUUACAGAGCUAUUAUUUAGUGGUAGACUUCAUAUUUGCAGACAUCAACAGUUUCAGUACAGAUUUCCAAAUGUUGGAUUGUGGGAUUAAGAGGUGGCACAUAGAGCUGAAUGUGGACAUGCAGAAAUGUGCACAAAUCUAAAGUAGCCCUCAUUUCUCUAGGUUGUUUCCAAACACUCAGUUUCUUGUGAUUCUUUUAGAAAUUAUUCAGUCAUUUCUAAAGAAUAUUCAGAAUAUGUCAGAAUUCCCAUUCUAUCUACAGUAACCUGGAUUUUAAAAGCAAUUCUGACACCAUGCUCAUCACUUUUUAAAUUUUUUUAUGGCAAGUAGGACGUCACCCAUUUCACAAAGUGAAAAUCGAAUCAAUACGAACAUUUUACAGCAUCUAUUUAUGACUCCAUUGUGUUCUGAGGAUGAAAACAUUGGUGGUUUAUUAAAAAUGUACAUAAAAACAUUUUUUUUUUCAAAAAAUUGUUGAAGUAGUGAGCAUU